Molecule: messenger RNA, 2703 nt
Organism: Paraphaeosphaeria sporulosa
Lineage: Eukaryota; Fungi; Ascomycota; Dothideomycetes; Pleosporales; Didymosphaeriaceae
Exons: 2
Coding region: 224-2533 (769 amino acids)
Cellular component (GO): cytoplasm
Source: RefSeq, a predicted model, not a curated record
ACGAGUCCUUGAUUGAUGGAGGUGGUGGGGUGUGUAAGGUGGGUGAGAGCGGAGCACGUGCGGAGGUGGCAGAGUCGGGCUUGGCGCCUUCGUCAUUGCCGGGCGUCGACAUGGCCUCAGCAAACGUGUCAAGACGUGCCCGCAACGCGCCGCAUAACCACCACCGAGGCUUCGACACCUCAGAUGGACCUCCGCACAUCGCUCGCUCUGGAGUCACGCUAGCAUGACAUUCACCAUGAGUCGGCUACAGAUGUACAUCGCGAGCUCGGCCGUCCUGGCCAACAUUGUGCUGGUGCGCGCCUUCGUCGAGCGCCCCAAUUUCUACUCGGCCGCCGUGUACAUAUCCCAGAGCACCGGCUCGAUCCUGUUUCUGGCCAACCUCGCCCUGAUUGUCAUGGGAAGCGUCGGAUAUGGCCUCCAGCGACUCUUCUACGGCCCCCUGCGCCCCAUCGAGACAGAGCAGCUGUACGACAAAGCAUGGUUCGCCGUGAGCGAGACAUUGCUGGCAAUGACCAUCUUCCGCGAUGACAUCGGCCUGUGGUUCUUUGCCAUGUUUCUGUGCCUGCUUGCGGGCAAGGUGUGGCAAUGGAUCGGAGAGGGUCGCGUCGAGUUCCUCGAACAACAGCCUCCGGCGAACCCGAAACUCUUCCACGCGCGUCUGAUGAGCUCCCUGCUCCUCUCGGUUGGCUACGACCUCUUCAUGGUCUUCUAUUGCAUCGACUCGGUAUUGGCAGACGCGCGAGCAGGCGUCAUGGUCAUGUUUGGGUUCGAGUACGUGCUCCUGGCCAUCGCAUCGAUAUCCACCCUUUUGCGCUACGGCCUGUCGCUCGUUGAGCUCGCCAUUACGCACCGCCAAGAACAGGCACGGGAUGAAGUCCGCAGGGUUGUCCGCGAACAAGCCAGGCAGCGCAGAGAGGCAGCCGAGGCUGCUGGAGAGCCUGUCGCCGAGGAAGAGGAUGAAGAUGACGACGAUGAUGUUCCUGGCUGGGAAGAGAAGGGUCGCUGGGUCUUCUUCUUGGACCUCAUGACGGACGCCAUCAAAUCCAUCGUCUACAUGGUUUUCUUCUUCCUCCUUCUGACCUUCUACGGCAUUCCUAUCCAUAUUGUGCGCGAUCUAUUCAUGACGCUCCGCUCUUUCGUCAAGAGGCUCCACGACUUCUACCAAUACCGGAACGCCACACGAGACAUGAAUGCCCGCUAUCCAGACGCUACUGCUGAGGAACUGGAGCGCGAGAACACGUGCAUUGUCUGUCGCGAAGAAAUGCAGCCCUGGGUGGAACCAGGAGAAGCAGCACAGCCUGGCCGUCGCAGAAUGGAUGAGCGACAACGAGCAAAGAAACUCCCAUGCGGACACAUCCUACACUUCAACUGUUUGCGGAGCUGGCUCGAAAGACAACAGGUCUGUCCCACGUGCCGGAGAUCCGUACUCGCACAACCGACAGCCCCGACCAACACUCAGAACCAAGCAAACGCAGGCCAAAUAAACUUGCCAGGUCCUGGCCUCGACGAUCUUCGCCGCUUGCACGGCAAUAUGCAGCCACCGGCAGUUCCUGCUCAACCAGGCCAGUACCAGCCUGCGCCUCAAGCGGGUCAACCAAACCAACCCCAAGGCAACGUAAGGGUCUUCAACUUUGGCCCCGUUCGCAUUGCCCUCGGCAAUUUGCGCCUCCCUGCGAAUCGACCCGCUGAAGGUAAUGCCAAUGCUAACAAUAACCUCCUGAUGGAGAGACUUGCUCAGCAGAUUGCUCAGCAACCUAAUCCUCUUCAGCCUCAACAGCAAGUCCAGGACCAGGGCAUUCCUCAGCUGCCGAAUGCCUUUACCUCACUUCCUCUUGGUGGUGUCCCACAUCACCCCAAUGACAUUCAAGGGGAUAUUCUACGCAUCCAACAGAAUAUCUUAACCUCGAUGCAGCACCUGCAAAAUCAGCAUCAUCAACUGGAUAAUGUACACGCUCUCCUGGCCGAACUGAAUCGUCUUCAACAAGUUUCAGGUGCGGCAGCAGUGGGACAAGACUUACCACCCAUUGCCUCACUAAACCCCCAACCCAUCCCGCCGAUUAAUCCGCAGGCUUAUUUCACGAAUGGUCCGGUGCUUCGACAGGGCGAUGCUGGUGUGCCUGAGGGAUUAACCCUCCCGGACGGUUGGACUUUGAGGCCGAUGGCUUUGGCUUCACAAAACGGGAGCACAGAAGCACCCGCAUCAACGGAAACGGGCCCAUCAGGCACAGCCCGCAGGUAUUUCCCGGCUGUGCAAAGCUCACCGGCCCCGGCGCCUGCGUCAUCUUCCAGCCCGCCACCGACCUCCAAUCCGACAGCCGGACUGCCUUCCACUGCUGCACCGUCCGAGCCAAGCUCUCUGGGUUCGAGUUGGAGCUUUGAUAACGCUGGUAACAACGAGGGUGAAGGUUCCAGCUCUGCUGUCGUGGGGAGUGGACCUGAAGCUCAAGGCUCUAACCAGCUCCGCGCACGCCCGUCAGCUGCGGGUAGCAGCGGCCCCCGACCGGUUACCGUAGAGGAGACGGACGAUGAGUAAAGUACACGAUUGGUUCUAAGUAUGAACAUAUUGGCAUUGGCAGCAUAGCGAGGCGUUUGGGAUGUCGUGUGUGAUUGACUGUUCAGCAAGACCGGUCGCGGUCGCGGUAGGGAGGGCACAAGUUAGAUUUUUCACGUACGAUACCACAAUGCACACGACAAGGUCGUCCU